Molecule: messenger RNA, 1755 nt
Organism: Scheffersomyces coipomensis
Lineage: Eukaryota; Fungi; Ascomycota; Pichiomycetes; Serinales; Debaryomycetaceae
Gene: GPT1
Product: Gpt1p
Exons: 1
Coding region: 1-1755 (584 amino acids)
Biological process (GO): transmembrane transport
Cellular component (GO): membrane
Molecular function (GO): transmembrane transporter activity
Source: RefSeq, a predicted model, not a curated record
AUGUCCGAUACUAUCAGUCCUAUUAUUACUUACUCCAAAGGAGAUCUCGAAGUUGGACCUAUAACUUCAAAAGUUCAUGUUGAUAACUUACGUGUAACUUCGAUUUUAUCCAAUAGAGAUAUCGUUAUCAAUGUCGAUCAUGAAGUUGAUGAUGAUGAAGCCAUGAUCUUGGCUAUGGGUUAUAAACAAGAAUUUAAAAGAGAAUUCUCCUUAUGGUCAGUUUUUGCUGUUUCAUUCUCUGUUCUUGGUUUAUUACCUUCUAUUGCUGCUUGUUUCGAUUAUCAACAAUUGGUUAUUGGUAUGAGUCCAAUUCCAUGGCUUUUAGCUGUUUUAUUUGUUACUUCGGUGGCUUAUUCUUUAGCAGAAAUUGCAUCUGCUUUCCCAGUUUCAACUGGUACUCCUUAUGCUGUUUCUCAAUUAGCUCCUCCAAGAUAUAAAGCUUAUUUAACUUGGUUUACUUGUUGGGCUAAUUGGUUAUGUCAAAUUACUGGUGCUCCAUCCGUUAAUUACUCAACUGCUUGUAUGAUGUUGGCUUUAAAAUCCUUUUGUCAACCAGGUUAUUCUGCUACAAAUGGUCAAAUUUAUGGUUUAACUACUGGUAUUCAAAUCACUCAUGGUCUUAUUUCUUCUUUACCAACUUUAUGGUUAGCAAGAUUUAAUUCAAUGGGUACUGUUGCUAAUAUCUUAUUUCUUUUCAUUGUUUUCAUCAUGAUUCUUGCUGCCAAUGAUCGUGUUGAAAUGUAUGAUGGUACUAUUCCAAAAUUUAAUACUAAUGCUAUUGCUUGGUCAUUAGAAAACCAAACUGAAUGGCCCCAAGGUAUUGCUAUGUUAAUGUCUUUCCUUGGUGUUAUUUGGGCUAUGAGUGGUUAUGAUUCUCCAUUCCAUCUUUCUGAAGAAUGUUCAAAUGCUGCUGUUGCCGCUCCAAAAGCUAUUGUUUUAACUUCUACCGUCGGUGGGGUUAUUGGUUUCUUAUUCAUGUUAGCCAUUGCUUAUACUUUAGUUGAUAUUGAUUUAAUCGCUGAAGAUCCUCAAGGUUUAGGCCAACCAUUUGUAUCUUAUUUAGCCCAAAUCUUAAAGAAAGAUUUGGUUAUUGCUGCUACUGCUUUCACUAUUAUUUCAUCUUAUUUUAUGGGUUGUUCUUGUAUGUUAGCUGCUUCAAGAGUUACAUUUGCUUAUUCAAGAGAUGGUUUAUUCCCAGGUUCAAGAUGGUGGAAAAUUGUUAGUCCAUUAACUAAGACUCCAAUCUAUGCCGUAUGGAUUAAUUUAUUUCUUGGACAAUUAUUAUUAUUAUUAAUGUUUGCUGGUGAUGGAACUGCUAUUGGAGCUAUUUUCUCUGUUGGUGGUAUUGCUGGUUUCGUUUCAUUCACUAUGCCAACCUUAUUAAAGAUCACCUAUGCUAGAAAUACUUUUAAACCAGGUCCAUGGAAUUUAGGUAGAUAUUCAACUCCAAUUGGAUUUGUUUCAUGUGCUUUUGUGUUGGUUAUGAUUCCAAUCUUAUGUUUCCCAGAUGUAAGAGGAGCAGAUUUAAAUGCAAGUCAAAUGAAUUGGACAGCUGUUGUAUUCUUUGGUCCAUUACUUUUAUCAACCAUUUGGUUCGUUGUGGAUGCUCAUAAAUGGUAUAUUGGUCCAAAGAGUAAUCUUGACGAAGCUGAUAUUAGUUACGAAGAUUCUCCUUAUCAAGAUAGUCCUCUUGAUGAAGUUCUUGAAGGUAAGGAACAAGAUGAAUCUUUAGAAAUUUCAGAAGAAAAGAAAUAA